AUGAACCCUGCCAUCAACUGUGAGCACCCCAACCCCCUGAGCAGUGUUGAUGUGCUUAGCUCCCACCCGGAUGGUCAAGACAGCAAGAAGGAUGGGCAGGCCAACAAACCCAGCAGUAGCCACCUGGCCUAUGACAUCCUGGACAUCCCGCCCUGGUACCUCUGCAUCUUUUUGGGGAUCCAGCACUUCCUCACAGCCCUGGGAGGGCUCGUGGCGGUCCCUCUCAUCCUGGCGAAAGACCUGUGCCUGCAGCAUGACCCCCUGGCCCAGAGCUACCUCAUCAGCACCAUUUUCUUCGUCUCUGGCAUCUGCACUCUCCUGCAAGUGUUCCUAGGGGUCAGGCUGCCCAUUCUCCAGGGAGGGACGUUUGCUUUUGUGGCACCAUCCCUGGCCAUGCUCUCACUUCCUGCCUGGAAGUGCCCCGAGUGGACAUUCAAUGCCAGCCUGGUGAAUACCAGCUCUCCGGAGUUCACUGAGGAAUGGCAGAAGAGGAUCCGAGAGUUGCAGGGUGCCAUCAUGGUGGCCUCCUGUGUCCAGAUGCUGGUGGGUUUCUCAGGACUCAUUGGCUUUCUCAUGCGUUUUAUUGGACCCUUGACCAUUGCUCCAACGAUCUCCCUGGUGGCCCUGCCUCUGUUUGAUUCUGCAGGCAAUGAUGCCGGUAUCCACUGGGGCAUAGCCUCCAUGACCAUCUUCCUCAUCGUACUGUUUUCUCAGUACCUGAAAAACAUCGCGCUGCCCGUGCCCGUGUGCGGACGUGACAAGAAAUGUUACACCUCCAAGUUCUAUCUGUUUCAGGUCUUCCCGGUGCUGCUGGCGCUCUGUAUCUCCUGGCUCACCUGCUUCGUGCUGACUGUCACCGACGUCUUCCCCUCGGCCCCCACGGCCUACGGGCACGGGGCCCGCACCGACAUCAAGGGCGAUGUCUUGAACCAGGCUCCGUGGUUCCGCGUCCCUUACCCAGGACAAUGGGGCCGUCCCACCAUCAGCCUGGCGGGGGUUUUCGGCAUCAUCGCAGGUGUCAUCUCCUCCAUGGUGGAGUCGGUGGGCGACUAUUAUGCCUGUGCCCGGCUGGUGGGGGCGCCGGCACCCCCGAAACACGCCAUCAACCGAGGCAUCGGCAUCGAGGGGCUUGGCUGCCUUCUGGCGGGGGCCUGGGGAACAGGGAAUGGUACCACCUCUUACAGCGAGAAUGUAGGGGCGCUGGGCAUCACCCGGGUGGGGAGCCGGAUGGUGAUCGUGGCAGCGGGUUGCGUGCUGCUAGUGAUGGGCGUGUUCGGGAAGAUCGGGGCUGCGUUUGCCACCAUCCCGACCCCUGUGAUUGGAGGCAUGUUCCUGGUCAUGUUCGGGGUCAUCACAGCCGUGGGGAUUUCCAAUCUGCAGUAUGUGGACAUGAACUCUGCCCGGAACCUCUUUGUCUUCGGCUUCUCCAUCUACUGCGGGCUUGCCAUUCCCAACUGGGUGACCAAGAACCCCGAGAAAUUACAGACAGGUAUCCUUCAGCUGGACCAGGUUACCCAGGUGCUGCUCACCACGGGCAUGUUUGUUGGUGGAUUUCUGGGCUUUCUACUGGACAACACCAUCCCAGGAAGUCUGGAGGAGCGAGGCCUCCUGGGCUGGAAUGAAAUCCAGGAGGAGUCAGAAGAGACCUCCAAGGCCUCUGUGGUCUACGGCCUCCCCUGGGGGAUUGGCACGAAGUUCUGCGUGUCCUCCUGCACCCAGCACCUCCCCUUCUGGCCCCAGCUGGAGAGAGGUGGGAAAGGUGAGGUGGGGGUGAACCAGCUCACCCUCUGCCCUCCGAACUUCUCAGGAGAUGUGGAGACGAGGAUGUGA
Messenger RNA from Chrysochloris asiatica (Cape golden mole), 1830 nucleotides. Its product is annotated as solute carrier family 23 member 2-like. Gene Ontology annotation, molecular function: transmembrane transporter activity. The record is from RefSeq and is a predicted model, not a curated record. Gene Ontology annotation, cellular component: membrane. The transcript has 12 exons. Gene Ontology annotation, biological process: transmembrane transport. The coding region runs from base 1 to 1830 and encodes 609 amino acids. Lineage: Eukaryota; Metazoa; Chordata; Mammalia; Afrosoricida; Chrysochloridae.